AUGAAUAAAUUUUAUAUUCAAAUUGUUUUAUUUUUUUUAAGUGUCUCAGUAUAUCUGAAUAAUAAAGCCCUUGCAACUGAGCCUGCACCAGAAGAAAAUACAGAAACCAAACCCCCAAAACGUUAUCUUACCCCCGAAGAAAUAUUUGCAAAAAACAAACACCUAUUAUGUACCAAUCGUAACGAAAUUAUAAAUGCGGCCAAUCUUAUGAGCGAAGCUGCAGCACAUUUAGAGAAUCAUGCUACAAGUAAAAAUGGUUAUGACAUAUGUAAAUGGACUCGAAAUUUUAAUAUUACUCUUUCUACAAAAAAAGAUGAAGGAAAUAUAAUUAUUCAAAAAACUCAUUUUAAAUAUUAUAAUGUCGAUAAGUAUAAGAAAAUAAUAAACAUGUUAUGGGAUCCCAAUAGUGAGCAUUUUUUAGAUAAAACUUCUUCUAAAAGAAAAAUUGCCCGUGUGUACAAUCCGAAUUUAGUAAUGAUACAGCAACGUUACAAAAGUUGGUCUGAGGGCCGUGAUAAAUAUUUUUAUGCUUUAGCUGCAAAUAUUGAAAUAUCACCAUAUGAAACUAUAAUUGUCAUAUCUUCACCAAAUGUAAAUGAUGGAUAUCCCUCCGAUAAAGAAUAUAAAAACAAAAUCGUAGAAAACGCAAAUUUAUUCAAACUCGACAUUAAUUCUGAAGAUGAUAUUAAAAAUGGAGAAAUAAAGAAGACGAAUGUUAACAUAGCUGGAUACUUCAUUCGAAAAAUAUGCAAUUUUAUUGAUAUCAUCUAUAUUGAAUCUAUUGAUGGGCAUAACAUCCGUUCUCGAAAAGAAAAUAUUAAAAAAACUUUAAAUAAUAUUUAUUCAUUGUAG
Molecule: messenger RNA, 852 nt
Organism: Plasmodium vinckei vinckei
Lineage: Eukaryota; Apicomplexa; Aconoidasida; Haemosporida; Plasmodiidae
Product: fam-a protein
Exons: 6
Coding region: 1-852 (283 amino acids)
Source: RefSeq, a predicted model, not a curated record